Molecule: messenger RNA, 2894 nt
Organism: Xiphias gladius (swordfish)
Lineage: Eukaryota; Metazoa; Chordata; Actinopteri; Istiophoriformes; Xiphiidae
Product: transcription factor-like 5 protein
Exons: 7
Coding region: 244-1602 (452 amino acids)
Biological process (GO): regulation of DNA-templated transcription; spermatogenesis
Cellular component (GO): nucleus
Molecular function (GO): RNA polymerase II cis-regulatory region sequence-specific DNA binding; protein dimerization activity; DNA-binding transcription factor activity, RNA polymerase II-specific
Source: RefSeq, a predicted model, not a curated record
CUUCGGUGAAGUAAUAGAGUAAAUGUCCGUAGUUACAUCGCUGUCUUUAAAAAAAAAAGAAAAAAAUGUUCAUAACAUUUCGGAUUCCGGAACACGCAAUUUUUUUUUGUACAAAAUAUAACACCUUUAAAUUACCCGAGGCUUAGGCUGUGAAGGCCGAAGCCUGACGACGUCCGGGAGCUGGACACCAACGUCUGUUACCACCGCGGCCAUAGAGCAGGCAGCUGGUACUAAAAUUAAAAGAUGUCAGCAUUUUCCUCAGCUUUUAAAAGCAUCCAUGUAUCACCUUCACCUUCAUCCAGAGACCUCACCUGUGACUCUGUUGGGCUGAUUUUGAGCCAAGGUGGAUGUUUGACACAUGAUCAGGGGCAGAUGUUAGGAACUGAGCUUGGCCUGAUGGAGAUGACAGAGGUCGAAUAUACACACCUUCAGCACCUUAUCCAGGCGCACAUGGAGGCGCAAGCUGGGCCUCCAGAUGGGCCAGAUGCCAGACCUCACCCUGCUUCGGUGAGGGCUACGGACGCCACUGGAUCCACAAUGAUUUCUCCCGUCACAACCACUCAAGCUAUUGACUUGUCAACUUCGACUGAUGAACACUGUCUGGUGAUGCCAGGAGAAAAGACGCCAGCUUCCUAUGGAGAGGUCCCAGGGUUUGUGCUGGCCAGAGUCAGAGGGGAAGAAAGUCCGACUAAACCGCCUGCCAACAGCAGCACAUCCUCACAGAAGCAAUCCAGAUCAGCUGCCAGAGUUUGCUUGGAGAAAAGGUUCAACGCCGUGUCUGCUGACAGUGCAAGACAGAAGGAUAUUCAGUCAGCUGUUCUCAGCAAUUUUUUGACAAUACUUCAGCAGUCUGCAGAGGCUCAAGAGGCAGUCAUACAUCCGCAAAUGCAGAAGUGGAUGAAAACUGACAGAGCAAAUCCUUUUGAGGUUUCCAGCCCAUAUGUAGGGGGUGUCUUUAACCCUGUCACCAACAUGUGUGGUCAGGUGAUUGGGCAUAUUCCUCACAUGGUUGAACCUAACAAGCACCAGGGUAUAAUCAUCCCCAAGAGUUUUUCAUUUAAUUUUUGCCCGGAGAUGGUUGUUGCAAAAGCUCACUAUACCAGUAGCAGCAACCUAACAAGAGAGAAGCAGCUUGUGGACAUAGAAAAUGAUGUGGUGACACCUGCUGCCUCGAGAAAGCGUGGUAGCGCCCGCAGCUCUCAACCCAUCAAGGCUGCAAAGGCUGCACCCGACUCAGCUGGAGAAUCAGGGAGCAGCACCAGGAAACAAGCUAGAUCCUGUAUGUCACUUAGCCAGCGCAAGGAGAGACACAACAGUAAGGAGAGGGAACGCAGGAAGAGGAUUCGUAAGUGCUGUGACGAGCUGAACGUGCUGGUGCCAUUCUGUGACUCAGACACAGACAAAGUAACCACCCUGCAGUGGACCACUGCCUUCCUCAGGUACAUCAAUAAAACGUAUGGAGACACCUUCAAAGAGGAGUUUCAGAAGGCUUUCACUGAUGAGAAAGGACUGUUUUUUAAAUCCAGCCCUUGUUCAGGCCAGGACCUAAUCCACAGAGAGAUGGACGAGACUCUGAGCAUUCCUCUUGCGGUAGAGCAAUGACUCCCCCAUCCACACUAUUUUAUCAAAUAAAUCAGCAAAAUAUUUGAGUACAUUUAACCAUUAACCUCAUUGUCCCAUGAGGUCUGGAUAUGUGUUGUUACAUUUUAAAUGACAAAAAGUCUCCCUUUGAAUGGAGCUCUGCUUUUGACUGCAUUGCAAUGAUUUAGAAAGUGGAAGGUUUUCAGUCCCAGACCAUGUGAUGCUCAAACAUGGUUGGUGUUCUCUAAGACCAGACUGUAUCAGGCUAGGGUUGAAUUGCCAUGCCAUUUCUUCUAUCACUGAUACUCCCCCCCCCCCUUGAGAGCCGGCAUUUUUUGAUAAAAUGGUGUUUUUCAUAGAAUCAUCAACAGGUGGCACUGUUUCCCUUUGAAAAACAGAUGAGAUAGUGCUCUAAUGAGUCGAUUUCAACUCUUUAGCUAUCAUAGAUUUAGUUCAUUUUAUUUAUAUCUGCAUAGUUUUUAUGCCUGAUUCAAAUUUUGUUAACUUGAAUAUUUUUUUAAUUGUUUACUUUGAUUAAACUUUGUUCAUACAGUAUGUUGAUCAGUUUCCGUGACCACAUACAUUUAGUCUUUAAUCAUAUAUUUAAGAGUUUUGAAUGGAAAUAAGUGUUGCUGCCUUCUGAAUUAAUGGGGUUAUUAACUUUAAUGGUGUUAAGCAUAUUACUCUGAAGUAAAGACUGUUCAUUUGAUAUGUAGAAAAGAGUAAUGUUUUACUGAAAAGUGGCUUUAUUUGUUCUUUCUUACAACAUGUCGCUGUAGCAUCUUACUGUACAUACAACAGUCACCCACAAAUAAUAAAUAGUAUUUAAAGUCAUGUAUAUUUAAUAGUUACAGCACUGGUAGUACAUAGUGGAUGUUGUCAUUGCAGAUUGAAAAAAAAUGAUUUUUUUAUUUUACUUUGCCCCUAAGAUUCUUCAACUUAUUUUACAAUGUCUGAUUUAUGCAUCCACAAGUUUUAUUUUGUUUUUGAUUCUCAAAUCUAGAGAAUCAUCUUCACAUGUAAUUAAAAAAACAAAACAAAAAACAAGCUGUAAAAAAGACUAUCAAAAGUUUAAAAUUUUUUUGCAUUAAUCUACACAAUGUCUGGGCACCUGGGUGUUUGUUUUUUAUUCCUUUUAAAAUACAUACACAGCUCCCCGAUAGAGGCUUUUUGCCUCUGGCACGUAUUUCCAUAUUUUACACUGUAAGCUUGUAUGUUGAGGUAACACCUGUGAUUUACACUAAUGGGCUGUGAUACAUGCACUUUCACCUCAGAGACAGUCACUGUUAUUUUUAGAGUGUCAUCUGCCAGAA